AUGCCUUCACCUUUCACAUCUCCCGGAACCCAUAUUCACGACGUACAACCUCAGAUUCACCUUGGCUCAUUAUACUUAAUAUACCUCUCCUGCUUUCAAAGCCCCGACGUCAGUCGCAAGCGGCAUCCAAAGAUGUUUGAAGCUAUAACCACCGCAAGGAAGAAUAUAGCAAGCUUUGGCCGCAAGCUUAUUGAAAUCGGUCAGUUCCUUGCCAGGUUCAGCGACUCUCCUACUCGCGAAAACGACACCGUGCACGCAGUCAGCCUCAAUGUACUCCAUAAACAUGUGUACGAGGCAGGUCAGGAUGAUCGGGUCCAUAGAUUGGAAGCAAGGUGUGCCGAGAUGCAAGAGAUGAUAAACACCAUGAGGGCGCGAGAGGAGUCUCUGAGGGCUGAGAGGAGCAAUAGCGAGAGAGAGCAGACUGCCGAAGAUAGAAGCAGGCUCGAGAAUAGCAGGCUCAACUUGCAGGAAGAACGUAAAAAAGUGUAUGAGGACGGGAUUUUUCCGCAAGUAUGGCCGACCCUGGAGCAAAAGUUGAAGGCAGAGCAGAUGCUUCGGUUUAGGUCGGAUCUAUAUGCCUUUGCUGUCGCAGGGAUAUCCGGCGCUGGCAAGUCAUCGUUAAUAAACGUUUUCUUGGGGGAGAAGAGGGCAGCUACCGGUGCUGUGGAGACAACGACAAAGAUCAACCGCUAUCCAGAACUAGGGGAGGAGCCACAUCGCAAAAGCAAUGUCUGGUAUGAUAUUCCCGGCGCUGGGACGCUCAAUAUCCCUGGUUGGCAAUAUUUCAAUCAGCAGUGCCUGUUUAUCUUUGACCUCAUCAUUCUCGUUAUUGGUGAUCGCUUUACCGAGACGGAUAUUCAGAUACUAAAGCACUGCAACCGCUUCAAAAUCCCCUCCAUCCUCGUACGCUCCAAGGCCGAUCAGCAUAUUUCGAAUAUGAUGGCAGAUCAUCAAGACAGCCACGACAGAGUACCUAAGCCUCAGAGAGUACUGUAUCAACAAUGCCGAAUUAAAUUCAUAGCCCAGACACAUGCGAGCGUAGAUAAUCAGCUGAGACUUAGCGGACUACCACCGCAGCGUGUUUUCAUCGUUUCAACUAGGAGCCAAGCCUUUAAAAAAGUCUAUGCAGAGCUUGGAAAUAUUAUGACUGUAGGGAUGAAUGAUUCAGGCCUUCGGGAGGAAAUGGAGACGUUUAUCGACGAGGUGGAUCUAAUUUCCGAGAUCCUGAUCACAGCACGCAAGAGGCGCUGCGAACAGAUAGAAACAGAUUGUCUCAAUGCUCCCUCCGCCACUGGCCCCGAACCUACGUCGGCAGAGUACGGUACCCGUCUCUCCACUCUCGAAAUAAACUUGAUCGAGAAUAUAAAAAAUGGGUCAAUCGACGACAUGCUUCGAUGCUACCUCAAUGAAGACGGCGAGAGAGUAUACAAGAGAUGUCCCUGCGGGUAUCCCCAGCAGAGCGUUGGUCACAUUCUGAAACAGUGCACGCUUCUUUCUCAUGUCAGGGUCGAUGAAGACUCGUCUAUACCCUGGGUGGGAGGCUCUCCCACUCUUGACGGUCUCCUUUGCACCGAUGCUGGAAUGAUUCAAACAAAACGGAUCUGGGCGGCGUUUGUUGAAUACAGGGAUACCUGGAACUCCCUCAUCUCCUAG
Messenger RNA from Morchella importuna, 1653 nucleotides. RefSeq lists its product as uncharacterized. Bases 1 to 1653 code for a protein of 550 amino acids. Gene Ontology annotation, molecular function: GTP binding. The transcript is spliced from 3 exons. The record is from RefSeq and is a predicted model, not a curated record. Gene Ontology annotation, cellular component: membrane. Lineage: Eukaryota; Fungi; Ascomycota; Pezizomycetes; Pezizales; Morchellaceae.